Dioscorea cayenensis subsp. rotundata (Guinea yam) is the source of this 1669-nucleotide messenger RNA. RefSeq names its product anthocyanin 5-aromatic acyltransferase-like. The transcript has 5 exons. Lineage: Eukaryota; Viridiplantae; Streptophyta; Magnoliopsida; Dioscoreales; Dioscoreaceae. The record is from RefSeq and is a predicted model, not a curated record. Bases 1 to 1596 code for a protein of 531 amino acids.
AUGCGUGAUAUAGAUUAUAGACAUUACUUAUUAAUAUGGGCAUCCUCCCGCAAAAAACAUGCAUUCAAUUCAAUUCUUGGCACUUGCACUGGCCCUGUAGGCCAAUCUCCAGGCAAAAUCGAGGAGGACGAUCGGCAAGAAAUUCACUUAUUUGGUCACAACUUACUAGCAAGUGUUGGCUGGAUUCAAUUCUUGGCUGCAAUUGUUUUGAGGAGCUUGUUGUUGCUCAAGCAUAUGGCCUCAGUUCAAAUCCACAACGUAUCCCACAUCACCAUUUCCCCUUCACCGGCACAUGGAAAGGACCCCCUCCUCCUCCUCCCGCUCUCCUUCUUCGACGCCAUAUGGAUCACCUUACCACCCAUCCAACGCCUCCUCCUCUUCCCCGGUGCCACCCCUGACCUCCAUUCCCUCAAAUCCUCCCUCUCCACCUCCCUCCCGCUGCUCUAUUCACUAGCCGGUAAGCUCACCUACCUCCCCGCCACGGGCGACAUCGCCGUGGCUUGUUCCCCAGAUGAUCACGUCACCUUCAUCGAGGCCAAAUCGGACGGUGACUUCAUCCGUCUCGCUUCCGAUGAGAUCCACGACGUCGACUCGUUUCUUCGGCUCGUGCCGGAGCUGGAUGACCCACAUCCAACACUGGACACUAGAGUUUUACCAGCGCCGGUCAUGGCCGUUCAGGUGACGAAGUUUGAGAGCGGCGGCUUCGCUGUUGGAGUUGCGGUGCAUCACUCGAUGGUGGAUGGCCGGGGCUUGUGGCAGUUCAUCGAGGCCUGGGCCACGGCUUGCCGCGAGGCUGAGAAAUCAGAGGUUUCAGCGGUGAUUCACGAUCGAACCGUGAUCCGGCACCAUCCGCGCGGUGAUGAGAUCGCCCGCCGGAUCUUGAAAAUGAUGGCGCCGGAGCUUCCCAUUAAUCUCUCGCUCAAACAUAAAAACCAGAUCAUAAGUGAAAAGCUCAACAUUGAAGAAGGACGAUCAGAACUAAUGAGAAGAACGUUCACAAUUAGCCGGGAUAUGAUCCAAUCCAUCAAACAACGAGCCAAUGAAGUUGGCAACCUCCAACACUCAACAUUCACAGUGCUCUCAUCUCUCACUUGGAUCAGCCUCAUAAAAACCAAAACCAUAGAGGACGCUAAUGAGGAGACCAUUCUAGGGUUCAUCAUGGACUGUAGGACUCGCCUCAACCCUCCACUGAAAGACAAUUAUUUGGGCAAUUGCCUUAAGCUCUGCUGUGCAAAAGCCAAGGUCAUGGAACUGGUUGGAAAUGCGGGACUUUCAAAGGCUUGUACAAGGAUCAAAGAACAAAUAGAUGAGAGUUCUAAGGACGUUUUGGGAGGGUGUGAAGAUUGGGUGGGUGAGAUCAAGAGAAAUGCCAAGUCGGUAAAUGUUCUUAUAGCUGGGUCUUCGAGUUUUCGGGCCUAUGAGAUAGACUUUGGUGUAGGGUGCCCGAGUAGGACGGAGCUGGUUUCUAUGAACCAUGAAGGUCAAGUUGUGCUCGUCGGAGGGAGAAAGCAAGGAGAGAUUCAGAUGUCAGUGUGCCUCUCUACUUCUCAUAUGGAGGAAUUCACCAAAGAGUUUUCAAGAGAACUCUGUGUUUGAUUUGCUUUUAGUAUUAUUUUUUUAACUGUUGUUUUUAUGUUGUUUUUGAGAUUGUCGUAUCUGAAUCCACUUG